This is a messenger RNA of Otolemur garnettii (small-eared galago), 3087 nucleotides long. RefSeq names its product CD164 molecule (gene CD164). The record is from RefSeq and is a predicted model, not a curated record. The coding region runs from base 93 to 680 and encodes 195 amino acids. NCBI's taxonomy places the organism in Eukaryota, Metazoa, Chordata, Mammalia, Primates, Galagidae. Gene Ontology annotation, cellular component: endosome; lysosome. The transcript is spliced from 6 exons.
CGAAGUCUCGGAAGCCGCGCCGCAGGGGACGGAGGGAUUGACUGAGCGUUGUGCGCCGCAGCUUUCGGCCGGACACCAGCGCUGGGGACACGAUGUCGGCGCUCUCUUGCCGGCUGCUGUGGGCCACCACCUGCCUGGCCGCGCUCUGCGCGCUAUCUGCGGAACCGAACACGACCCUGGCCCCGCUCGGGACGACUGUGGAGACCACCACCAAGAUAAACACGAGCCUGGUGACAACCCCCGCACCGGUCACCACUCCGGUACCAGAAACCUGUGAAGGCCGAAACAGCUGUGCUUCCUGUACCAAUACUAGCAAUGUUAAUACUACCUGCUUUUGGAUGGAAUGUAAAGAUAAGAGCUAUUGUUCACAUAAUUCAACAGUUAGUGAUUGUCAAGUGGUGAAUGCAACACACUUUUGUUCUGCUCCUACUACCAUUCCAGCACCAACUAAUUCUACAGCUGAAAACACAACUCUGCCUUCUUCCUCUACAACUUCCACAGUUCCUACAUCAGGUCCAACAAAUACCACUUUGACUCCAACCUCACAACCUAUUCGGAAAUCUACCUUUGAUGCAGCCAGUUUCAUUGGUGGAAUUGUCCUUGUCUUGGGUGUGCAGGCUGUAAUUUUCUUUCUGUAUAAAUUCUGUAAAUCUAAAGAACGAAAUUACCACACUCUGUAAACAGACCCUAUAAAUUAACAAGGACUGGUGAUUCAUUCAUGUAACUCAAUGAAACCAAAAUACUAUCUUUCAAGAUGUCCCACGUGGAAGACACUAUUCCAGGAUCUUUAAAUUUGCAGCGGAUGCUUCUAAGAUACUUGGGAGCAUUGUUGCUGAAGAAAAAUCAGUUAAAUCAUUUUGUUCAACAGAAAUACUUAAAAUAUUCUGCAUGAAUCCUCAUGGCUGUCUUCUUUUAUUUUAAAUGGCUGCUGCUGUGGGAUUAUAUGUUUUUUCUUCACAUGCCAAACGUAACGUUCUAUAAGUGAUAGAAAAUGUUGUCUUGUGUAGACAGCAUCAUGACUCUUGGCAGUCUAAAAAAUGUAGUCAUUUUAAAGCCUGAAAGCUGCAUUAUUUUCAUCCUAACUCAAGAUAUAAUUUAAUGAACAGAAUUGAGAGUGUGCCAAAUGAGUAUCAAUCAGGGUGGAUUUGGCUAUCAUUUCAAAAUUGGAAUAAAUUUACAAAUUUAGCAGUACUAAACUAUAUAGACUAAAAUUUUGUGUUUGAUAAGUUAUUUUUUCUACAUUAGAAUUGUCACACAGGGAAUUACAUUCCAGAUUUAAAGAAAUGAGUGGAAAGGAUACAAACCAUUAAUGUGUAACAGGUUAUUGUUCAUACUUGUAAAGCACCUUAUAUCAUUAAGAAAAUAAAGAUCAGUGCCUUAAAAGACAGACUGAAAGAUAUGCCGUAGCUUAAUGUUUAUAAUUUGUUCUUUCACAUUGAGGAAGGUAAAGAUUGGUCUGAAAAUGUAACUGUUGAUAAUGAGCACUAGUCAACCUGCUUUGAGAUUCCGUACUGUUAAUAUUUAAUUGAAAAUUUAUCUACUUUAUUUCAGAGCUGAGAAACUUAAGCUAAAGGAUACAAAAUAAAAAACUUCACAUACUGAACCUCCCAACAUUUUUCUUAGGGUUGUUGCAAAGUAUAGAAACAAAAUUGAUUACAUUUCCUUUAUACUUCAAAAUAGUAUCCUUAACUAUAUUGUAACUUGAAAGGAUUUUCACCAAGCUGUCUUGAAAAAUAACUUCUUUCGUGGGGUAAGAAGGAAAUAAGUUGUAGAUUAAUUUACAGACUGUUCAAAUGAGACAAUCAUUUUAAGUUUUCAGACAGCAAAUAAGACCAGUGUGAUUUCAGAAAACUUAAGAAUUUUUGAUCGGAUUAUAAAUUUUUGAUGAUUGCCCUGGAUGAAUAGACUGCUUUCUCUUUUUCUUUCUCCUUUCUCUCUUCCUUUUUUCUUGGUUUCGGUCCCAUAGUCUAAUAGGCAUGCAUCCUUUCAUUUCUAUAGUUUUGUAAAGCACUAGUUUUUUGGGGUUUUUUCCCCCUCAGUUUCAGAGGGUUGCUUCUCCCUUGCCUUUGACACAUUGGAUUAGUUCAGAGGCCUUAAUUAGUUUGAAUGAGAUUUACUUUUCUAGGUCUUUGAUUUUUUUCUUUUCUUUUCCUUUCUUUCUUCUUCUUCUUCUUCUUCUUCUUUUUUUUUUUUUUGUUGUUGUUAGAAUGUCUUUAGCCUAUAGUGACUGAGGUUAGUACUUGGUUUUCCAUAUUUUAUAGUAGGAAAUGACAAAUGUCUUUGGUUCAGUUCAUAAACUGAUACUUUGCAUUUAAUUAAAAGUUCUUAAAACGAACAGUUACUGUUGCUUUGUUACUUGCUGGUACAGCUAGUUUGUUUUAGUUGCACACUUGUACAUAUACCUAAUGUUUUCAAGUGCCUUAAUUGUUUAAAAAUCUCUGGCUACAAAGGUUUUUGGGAAAAGAUUGGUUUACCUCACAUUUUUGUUUCCAUUCGUAGUAACAUCUGGGGACCUCACAAAAUUUAUCAUGGUGCCAUGGCUGUUAAUUUUUAGUGAGUGCUGUAAGAUUCAUUUGACAUAUACAAAAUUUCCAUUCUUCCCAAGGUGGCAAAAAUUAGCUACAAUGAUGUAAUUGUCAUUUACCUGGGUACACACAUCAGUAUCAACACAUGUAGCAAGUUUUAUGAAAAUGUAACUUGAAGUUUCUUCUGUAAUCUUGAGCACUGCUGUAACAGUAAAAGCAUAAUAGAAAAUUAGAGUUUGCAGGUUUGCAGACAUGCUCUUGAAACAACUCACAGCCUUUUCACUCUUUCCCCUCUUCCUUUUGCAAGGUAGUAUCUUGAGCCAUUAAUAAUUUUUGGGUUUUUUUUUUAAAAUCCAGAAGGUAUACAGAAACCUUUUCAGAUUUUUCAUCUGAUUUGUUCAUGCAGAUGUACUUCUAUCAAAUACCUUAUUGUACCUUACAGAUAUUUGUUGCACAGGCAGACACUGCUGUAUUUAGAAAUUUCUAUUUUAGUUCAUUAAAAACUGCAAAACGAAUCUGUAUCAUGUACCAAACUGAUUUAAAAUAAAUUUACAUGUUUAUU